Messenger RNA from Nicotiana attenuata, 1856 nucleotides. Its product is annotated as meiotic recombination protein DMC1 homolog. Gene Ontology annotation, biological process: DNA strand invasion; mitotic recombination; chromosome organization involved in meiotic cell cycle. Lineage: Eukaryota; Viridiplantae; Streptophyta; Magnoliopsida; Solanales; Solanaceae. Gene Ontology annotation, molecular function: ATP binding; DNA strand exchange activity; single-stranded DNA binding. The transcript is spliced from 14 exons. The record is from RefSeq and is a predicted model, not a curated record. Gene Ontology annotation, cellular component: condensed nuclear chromosome; nucleus. Bases 64 to 1062 code for a protein of 332 amino acids.
AACAACACAAACACUCUCCUUUCCUCUCAGCAAAAUUUCAAAUCUCUCUCGAAACUUUUGAAAAUGCUUGCAUUCAAACCCGAAGAGCAGUUACAGCUCAUUGAACGUGAAGAGAUCGAAGAUGAAGAUGACUUAUUCGAGGCUAUUGAUAAACUGAUCUCUCAUGGAAUCAAUGCUGGGGACGUGAAGAAGCUGCAAGAUGCAGGGAUCUACACCUGCAAUGGCUUGAUGAUGCACACGAAGAAGAACUUGACUGGGAUCAAAGGGCUAUCGGAAGCAAAAGUUGACAAGAUCUGUGAAGCAGCUGAGAAGAUAGUGAAUUUUGGCUAUAUUACUGGAAGUGAUGCUCUGCUCAAAAGGAAGCAGGUAGUUCGUAUCACAACUGGAAGCCAGGCACUGGAUGAACUUUUGGGAGGAGGGAUCGAAACUUCAGCGAUCACUGAAGCUUUUGGUGAAUUCAGAUCUGGAAAGACACAACUUGCUCAUACUCUAUGUGUCUCUACUCAGCUUCCUACUAGCAUGAAAGGAGGGAAUGGAAAGGUGGCUUACAUUGAUACUGAGGGAACAUUUCGGCCAGAUCGUCUUGUGCCCAUUGCUGAAAGAUUUGGAAUGGACGCAGGAGCUGUUCUUGACAAUAUCAUUUAUGCUCGUGCAUACACAUACGAACAUCAGUACAACCUGCUUCUUGGUCUGGCAGCAAAAAUGGCUGAAGAGCCUUUCAGACUUCUGAUUGUUGACUCUGUGAUUGCUUUAUUUCGAGUGGAUUUCACUGGAAGAGGAGAACUUGCAGAACGUCAGCAAAAGUUGGCACAGAUGCUGUCCCGAUUGAUAAAGAUAGCUGAGGAAUUUAAUGUUGCUGUUUACAUGACUAAUCAAGUUAUAGCUGAUCCAGGUGGAGGGGUGUUCAUAUCAGAUCCAAAGAAGCCAGCAGGAGGUCAUGUCCUUGCUCACGCAGCAACUAUAAGACUAAUGUUCAGGAAGGGCAAAGGAGAACAGCGUGUCUGCAAGGUGUUUGAUGCACCAAAUCUUCCAGAGGCCGAAGCAAUAUCCUACUCUUAUUAAAUUAGCUUUCCUUCUCUAAUCAUUCUUUUCCACUGAGUCAAGUUUAGCAGCAAGGGGUUAACUAGAAAGUUCACCUAAUUAAGUUUUUUUUUCCUGGUCACCUAUUAAGUUUUCUUAACAAAAAACACAUUUUUCAGAUAACACCAGGAGGAAUUGCAAAUGCUAAGGACUGAAGAUCAGCUGGGACUUUCUCUCUGCAGCAGAGAGCUGCUUAUGCUUACAUUCCCGCUUUCGUAUUUUGAUGCUUACUUUACUUCUUAGUGUUAGCUAUAAAUAUAUCAGUCUAGCAUAAAAAGAUGUUUGUAAACCACUGUUUUGUCACACUUAACGUGGUUGCGCGUAGUGUUAUCACUAAUAUAGUUAGUUUCUUGCUCUUAGUCUAGUUAUCGUGUAUUAUCAUAGACGGUUUACAAAAUGUUGACAUGCAAUAGCAAUAAUAUUGGCAGUUCCGGUUAGCAUGCAAUUUUAGUCCCAAUACUUCAUCCGAUCAUCUAUGUUCACACAUCCUCGGUUGUCCUCUGAUACCUGACAACCUACCUUUUUGACAAGGCAAGUUGUUAUGCAGCCAGAGCCACUUUCCUGCAAAAGCAUAUUGUGCAUAUAGUGUUAUGUGCUUAGUUUACCAUCUUUUAAGCAACGACUGUUUCUUAGGCCUUAGCCCAACUUUUGGGUAUACUACAAUCUCAAUGCACAAGGGAACAGAUACCUGACCGCUGAUGUUUCUUAUUAGCAAGAAACAUUAGCCAGACAGCAAUAUUGGCUAAAAAAACACUUGUAAAUGGAAAAAGCAAGGG